AUGCCCGACUUCAUGUCGCUCAAAAAGGUGUGGGGGAAGCUAGACACCGGCAGCGGCGAUGCGCAGGAUCCAGCAGGGCCCUACGCUCAAGGUAUCGGCAACACGGGCGCAGGCGGGCCACCCAUCGUACUCGCCCAGGAUGACCGCGUGGCUCGAGUCAACAUGAUCCUGCGUGCGCUCCAGGUGUUCUUCGGCCUGGUCACGCUGCUCAUCGCCGUGUACAUGGCGACGUUCCAGUCGAAAUGGAUCGGAAGCCCAUCGGGCCUCACAGGUCUCAUCCUCUUCCUCACAAGCGCAAGUCUGCUCGCAUCGCUCGUCUUCCUGAUCGUGCCCAUCAUCUACGAGCGCUCGGGCUACAAGACCAUGAAGGGCUUUACGCGUGCGCUCUCCGAGGCGCGCGUCGGCAUGGUGUGCAACGGCAUCUUUGGCUUCCUGCUGCUCAUCCUCGCGGUCACGCAGACCAUCUCGGCCUACACCUCGGCGGGAUGCAAGGAUCCCAAGAACGACCCGCACGCGGGCGGCAAGGACCGCGCCGACUUUGUCGACCAGCUCGGCGGAUGGUGUCGCACCAAGCGCGCCGAAGCCGCCUUUUGCUGGUUCCUGUGGGUGACGUGGUUCCUGUCGCUGCUGCUCUUCCUGCGCCAGUGGAAGCUCGAGCGCAAAAACGGCCCACGCAUCCCGCCGUUUGUGCACCCGAACGAGGACUCGGCAUUCGAGCCCAUCAACGAUCUUGACGACGAGGAUGCUUUCGACGAAGCCAAGACCGCCAGGUACGGCGACGGCGGCGACGGCAGGUACGGUGUCGCGGGCGCAGCGUAUGGAGGUGGACAGCCCAACAUGGCCUCGUACGACCGCCGUGGUAGCAACCCGCUUGCUGACAUCGAGGCGCGGUAUGGCAUGAGCCCGGCAUAUACCGCGGAUCCGUUUGCGGAUGGACGUGCGACAACGCCGGCCUACAGCCGUCCUUCGUACGACUACAACGCGUACGGCUCAGCCGGCGUGCCCGGCGGCUAUGCUGCCGAUCCGUACUCGGCCAUCCACCAUCAGCUCGGCACCGCUCGCGCCGGCGACCGCCCGCCGCAGCUGCCCAGCAUGGGCUACCCCUACUGA
Molecule: messenger RNA, 1110 nt
Organism: Moesziomyces antarcticus
Lineage: Eukaryota; Fungi; Basidiomycota; Ustilaginomycetes; Ustilaginales; Ustilaginaceae
Exons: 1
Coding region: 1-1110 (369 amino acids)
Source: RefSeq, a predicted model, not a curated record